This is a messenger RNA of Oryzias latipes (Japanese medaka), 3243 nucleotides long. It is a transcript of the gene bmp6, whose product is annotated as bone morphogenetic protein 6. Lineage: Eukaryota; Metazoa; Chordata; Actinopteri; Beloniformes; Adrianichthyidae. Gene Ontology annotation, cellular component: extracellular region. Gene Ontology annotation, molecular function: growth factor activity; cytokine activity. Gene Ontology annotation, biological process: BMP signaling pathway. The record is from RefSeq and is a predicted model, not a curated record.
ACGUACGCAAAUUAUGGACUACAACCUGCUGGUUCCUCCUAGACUCCCGCACAACCUGUAGGAUUUGGCUCAGACUGGUUGAGCUGCUGAAAGAUUGCUUCAGUCAGCGCGCAGAUCGCGGAGAGUAAACCCAGUCAGUAGAAUGGCCUGCACUGGAGCAGGAGAUGUCCUGUCGCUCAGUGUAAGAUUUGGAAAACAGCGUUUAGCCUUCUAACCGACUUUCCGGAGCGCUCAAAAUAAAGUUUCUGAUGGUGCACUCCAUCCCGAAGCAGCGAAGCGCACCACAGGGAUCAGAAAUGAAAGCAGGAGCGCUACUUUUAAGCGUGUUUUGCUUCAAAGGGUAUUUUAAAAGGCUUGACAAUCGAGUCUUUUAUAGUUUCUGACCAGUGGUUGUGACAACAGUCUAGCUCGGACUUUUGGUUACCAUUACGCACGCUUUGCUUUCCGCGACUGAGAACUCUAAGCCAGGUUCACUUGGGACUUUGGACAACACCAUGACCAGCUCCCUGCUCGCCCUGCUCGGAUUGUGCUUGAGUGCUUGUUACUGCGUGUUCACUGCGGGGAGCAGUUUUUCUGUGGAUGGAAACUUCGAAGCGCACGCGGGCUUCAUGCACCGGCGGCUGCGGACGCACGAGAAGAGGGAGAUGCAGAAGGAGAUCCUGUCUGUCCUGGGACUGCCGCACAGACCGCGGCCGCACUUGUCACAAGGAAAGUACAACUCGGCUCCUCUUUUCAUGUUGGACUUGUACAACACCAUAUCAAGCGAGGACAAGAGCCAGAUUCUGGACAGGUACCCGUCCAUGCGCACGACGCAGAGCCCUCCUCUGGCGACGGAUCAAGAAACAGCUUUUCUGAAUGACGCGGAUAUGGUGAUGAGUUUCGUUAAUCUCGUGGAGUACGACAGGGAGUUCUCCCCACAGCGCCGUCACCACAAGGAGUUUAAGUUCAACCUCUCGCAGAUCCCAGAGGGCGAAGCCGUCACCGCAGCUGAAUUUCGCCUCUACAAGGAGUGUGUGAGUGGAGCUUUCCGCAACGAGACCUUCCUGCUCAAAGUGUACCAGGUGGUCAAGGAGCAUCCCAACAGAGAAGCAGAUCUGUUUCUUCUGGAGUCUCGCAUGCUGUGGGCUGCUGAGGAGGGCUGGCUGGAGUUUGACAUCACUGCCACCAGCAACUUGUGGGUCAUGAGUCCGGUGCACAACUUGGGUCUCCAAGUCAGCAUAGAGACCAGCAGCGGCCAGAGCAUCAGCUGUAAGGAGGCAGGGCUUGUGGGACGUGACGGUGCACUGGAGAAGCAGCCGUUCAUGGUGGCUUUCUUCAAAGUGAGUGAGGUGCAGAUUCGCUCUGCACGCUCCACUGGUGGAAAACGGCGGCAACAGAACCGCAACCGAUCCACGCAACCGCAAGAUGCAUCCAGAGGGUCAAGCCUACCAGAUUAUAACAGCAGCGAUCAGAGGACUGCCUGCAGAAAACAUGAGCUGUACGUCAGCUUCCGAGAGCUGGGCUGGCAGGACUGGAUCAUUGCGCCUGACGGCUACGCAGCCAACUACUGUGACGGAGAAUGUUCCUUUCCUCUGAACGCCCACAUGAAUGCAACCAACCACGCCAUCGUGCAGACGCUGGUGCACCUGAUGAACCCUGAGAAUGUGCCAAAGCCAUGUUGCGCCCCCACCAAACUCCACGCCAUUUCAGUGCUCUACUUCGAUGACAACUCCAACGUCAUUCUGAAGAAGUACAAAAACAUGGUGGUGCGCGCCUGCGGCUGCCACUGACGCCGACGCCAGCGAGGAUACGCUGCAGUGAUUUCACCAAAGGUGAUCUACCCCCAAAAGUCAAAGAUGAUCAGAAAUUCCUCCACUUGCAUCUGGAACAAGGCAAUCGAAAAGGAUAAAUGCAAUUAAGGAUCUAUUGUUGCAUGUGUUUUUGUCAUCUAUUCCAGCAGUUGAACCAGCUUCUUUUUAGCUGGGCUGUCCCCUCAAGGACGUCCAUGACUGAAUAGAAAAAAUGGAGUCCUUGUGUGUGGUUUUUUUAUGGAAUGCCUAAUGGGCUGAUGCACCUAAAGCUCACAGAGAGGACCAGACGAAAACCUCUGUGGGCCAAGCCAGACUGCUGCUUUCUUUAUCAUCUCCUCUCCAUGAGCUGAUGGAUCUGUUUUGAGAAGCUUCAAAUAGUGAUGAGAAACUCGUCUAAACGAGUCACAGGAGAAAUGCAGGUUUUCCUUCAGCACAGGACUUUUACAUUAAAUAAAUGACCCAUCGGAGUUUAUACAUGUGCUGUUUUUUCCCUUUCUCCAACUGUAUUUUCUUCUCCAGCCAUAUUUGCUCUCCCAAAAUACUGUAUGGACUGAACCAACCUGACCACAGACCAUUUUAGCUAUGGACUGCUCUGAAUAAUCCCCUCCGUGUCAAUAUUUGUCAGACUCAGGCUGAGCUGUGAUUCACCAGGCUGGUUCAGCGUGAUGCAUGUUGUGGCUCUGCUUGUGUUUUUCCUCACAUGACUAAAGAAUACAGCUCUAUCCCUCCGACAUGCCACAAACAACCAUUUCCAUUUCCGUGUUGCUGCACUCGGAGAGCUAACAAACCCUUUCACCCCCUUGACGACCUGUCGAGAGGUUGUGGAAAACCUUUUGGGUAAAGUUAGCUUUCUGAAAUCCUUCGCUUUAUUGACCCUGAGGAUGAAAUGUAUGUUUCUUGUCCUCGUAUAAAAGACAUGGUGUGAUCCUUGAAUGGCAUGCAAUCUUCAGAGAACACUUAUGAAUGACAAAGUAUAUAUAUCCAAGAAUAAUUAAACUACCGUGUGUGCCUAACCGAUCUUAAACUACAAAAUAUACCUCUGGUAAGCUGCUGUUUACAUUUGUGAUCCUGUUAAGACUGUUUUUUGUAAAUACUUGUACAUUCUCCGCUUAUUUAUUGCACCUUUUAUUAAAAGAAAUAAAAAAAUAUCACAUCUUUAAUACAAGAACGAAAUGGAAAUACCUUAUUUUUGGAAAAAAAAACAACUUUAUUAUCAAAGUUCAUGUCGCAACUUGCCACUAUUCACUUUCUGUGCAACAUCUGUGGGUUUUGCACAACCCAUGAAAAGGAAAAUAUAUAGAUAUAUCAGAAAAUACUUCCAUCACUGAAGUUCCAAAGGUCAUGUGCUAUUCAUUAAAAUGUUUAUUGGAAAAGAAAACAAAAAAAGCCAAAAAGUGCCAUGUCACUGCCUGUUUAUGUACCUUGUCUGGACAAUAAAGCACGUCCUUCAUCA